Triticum urartu is the source of this 897-nucleotide messenger RNA. RefSeq lists its product as uncharacterized. Gene Ontology annotation, molecular function: TFIIH-class transcription factor complex binding. NCBI's taxonomy places the organism in Eukaryota, Viridiplantae, Streptophyta, Magnoliopsida, Poales, Poaceae. Gene Ontology annotation, biological process: transcription initiation at RNA polymerase II promoter. Gene Ontology annotation, cellular component: transcription factor TFIIE complex. The record is from RefSeq and is a predicted model, not a curated record.
AUGGCGCUGAACGAGAGCCUCGCCAGGUUCCGGCUGCUGCAGGAGAAGAACCAGGCGGCUCUGUCCGCCAUCGCCGCAAUCAGGACCUCAUCAUCAUCGUCCACUAAGCCGUCCCAGCGGCAGGCCGCUCCAACUCCACGGCCGGCGGCUAAACCAUCCCCGUCCCCGCCCGCGCCCAUGCCUGCCGCCGUCGUCAGGUUCUCCGAUGACACGGCGCGGCUACGGAAGAUCAACGAGGUGAGGACGUCCACCGUCGGGCACCAGAUGAAAAGCGUGAUCGACCUGCUCGACAAGACGAGGGAAGCUCUUACGACGCAUCAGAUCAACCAACGGACCUACGUCGACAUCGACGGCAACCGGACCCUCGCCGAGAGCCUGAGGAACAACCCCAAAGUGCGCUUCGACGGGCGGCGCUACUCCUACAAGCCCACGCACGACGUCAAGGCCAAAGGCGAGCUGCUCUCGCUCAUCAGAAGCUUCCCCGACGGCCUCCCGGCGUCCGAGGUGGAUGACGCCUAUCCAGCCGUCUUGGAAGAUCUGCAGGCCCUCAAAUCCUCGGGCGACGUCUAUCUGCUGCCGGGGGAGGGAGGCAUCAUCGCGUACCCGAACGACGACCCGAGGUCGAGGAUGGAGGUGGACGGCGAGCUCAAGAAGCUGUUCCACGACAUCAAGCUCCCGCGGGAGAUGCUCGACAUCGAGAAGGAGCUUCGGAAGAUCGGCGAGAGGCCGGCCACCGACACUGUGAAGCGGCGCGCGGCGGAGCAGCUCCAUGGCCGGCAGCCGAAGCCCAAGAAGGCCAAGAAGAAGUCGCGCGGGAUCACCAGCAGGACCAAGCUCACCAACGUUCAUCUCCCGUGGCUCAUGGACCUGCCUGUCGACUCGAAAGAUAUCAUCUAA